Molecule: messenger RNA, 3269 nt
Organism: Pocillopora meandrina
Lineage: Eukaryota; Metazoa; Cnidaria; Anthozoa; Scleractinia; Pocilloporidae
Source: the annotation of a GenBank genome assembly
CCGAGCCAUCAAUUAUCAAUCAAUUAUCGUUCUUUUAACAUUUCCACACGUGUAUGGGGAAACCACAGUCAGUUUUAGCAAGUAAGUGAUCGGAGGAAAAACGUCAACUUUUACGGAUUCAAUGUGAGGUUUUCUAGGAAAAUUUCAUGAGAAUUGCCAAACCUUUUCUUCGCCAUCUGCGGCCAUUUAGCUGACCACAAGAUAUGGCUACCGGACAUGGAGAUGAUGAAGGACACGAACACAUCACGCGAAGCCCAAAUUUUCCUUCGGGCGCCACAGAAAAAGAUCGUUUUGAUGGUGGCUGUUCGUGGGUAGUAUGCAUUGCAGGAUUUUUGAUCCAAUGCAUCGUUUGUGCUCAAGGGAACCUCUCUGGAUUAAUAUUUACGGCAGUAUUGAAUGAAUACAACAACACUAGCCAAAGUCAAACUGGUAAGAAAUCUUGUUUCGUUUUUUAACAUUAUAAUUGUCUAUCCAGUUAGAAUCACUAUUGGUACGUACUCAAAAGAGGUGAAAAAGUGAGCGAGCUUGACUCGACCUCGACACUAGCCACCCGAGCUUGAAUUUCAAUUUACAGUCAUCACACAACACCAUAAAGAGUUUCAAAGCUGACGUUUCGAUCGUUUUUCCUUCGUCAUUCGUCGAUAAGAACGUCGAAAAAUUGCAAUACGCCAUGUCAAGUGAGUACACUAACACAAAAUCAAAUUAGGUAGUGGUCGUCACACGAUAUAGAGCGGGAGAUGUGGAUAUCUGCGAUCGCUCACAAUGUUUACGUUACGCGGUGGGCCAAAUAUAAGGAUUUGUGUGGAAAUAAAAGGUCGCCGCGCUCACAAACGAAAAAACUGGGUUGAUUCAGGGCUUCUUAGCUCGGAUUUAGUUUAUCUUAUAAUUGGCUGCCGUGUAGAGUUUCUUGAGCUGACGUUUCGGAGCGAAGGGCAAAGCAAAUAAACUAAAACCGAUCUAAACGGCCCUACAUCAGCCCAGAAAACUCACACGAUACUAAGGAACAACCUCUUGAGCAAGGUAAGUUUGUUUUUAGUCAAAAUCAGUUCAGAUAUUUUCGGUUGUGAGAUCGACCGUUUAUUUCCGUGCAAAUCCUUAUAUUUCCCGCAUUGCACGUCGUAAACAUCUUUACAUGUAUACGCAGACUCAUCGUGUGAGUAUGGGCUCUUUGUGUUACGAUUACAAAAGAGAUCUCAUCCUCUUGUGUGAUUGUCGUGUGCUUCAUACUUUUUUUCCUUUUACCACAUUUCUGUAAAAAGAUAUGACUUUUCAUUCCCUUGUGUUUUCAAUCUAAUUGAACAUGGUCGUUAAGUACUAAAAACUAGCUGACAGAUGCUUAAUAAAUGCUAUAUCUCCUUUUUCUUUCGUGAUUUUCUUGUACAUUUUCUGACUGUCAGGCGAGUAACAGUGUAAUGAAAAAGUGUCCGGACGUGUGAUUUGAUUAGAGAGCUCACUUGAUUGACAAGAGGACGAACGAUACCAACAUUGUCAGUGUGCUGAAGGUGCUGUAGACGUAGAGCACCAUUCAAGCAUCGCAAGAAAUUUUUACCAAUCGUCUGACACUACCAGAUACCUAUCCGAUAUAAUUAUGAUCUAAAAUGUUACCUUACCUACGAGUAGUCCCUUCCCUUUCGGUGAAAUCCGUCGGAACGUAAAUGUCAGGCUUGUGCGUUUCGUCUAAGAGUUUUAUUUCAUCUAUUUAUUUAUUUAUUUAUUUAUUUUAACAAUAAAAACGACCUCGCCCAUUCAUUCAUGCAUUGUCAGUGACAGUGUGUUCUUAUCUCCUUAGCUUGGGUAACAGCUCUGGCAGCCGGUGUGUCAGAUGGAUUUGCAAUGAUUCCUGCCAUCCUUGGUAACCGGUUUGGAUUUGCUAAUGUCAUCAUGCUUGGUGGAGUGAUAUGCGCAGUUGGGAUGUUUACUUCCUCGUUUGCUCCGAACAUCUACGUACUUUAUUUAACUUACGGCUUAGUCUGGGGAUUUGGUUCGUGUCUUUGUAACUGUGCUGCUUUGUUUGUGCUUCCACAUUUUUUUAGCGCGCGAAUCGGCUUAGCUAAUGGAAUUGUAUUUUUUGGCGCACCAGUUGGUACUUUAGCUCUGACUCCAUUUGUUGCUCAUCUGCUGCAAAGAGUUAGGUUGGCCAGAACGUUUCAAAUAUUAGCUGGGAUUCAGCUUGUAAUUAUGUUUAGUGGAUUUAUGAUCAGACUUGCUCCUUCUCCUCCUCCUCCUCCUCCUUCUCCUCCUUCUAAAUCAGACCAACUGCACAUCAUCAAAAAUGAAAGAAAAAGUGGGUUUGACUGGAAAAUAUUCAAGAACAAAGGUUAUAUGACUUUUGUAGUAGCGUUAUGCCUCUUUAUGCCUACCUAUUUGGUACCAUACGUGCAUUCGGUAAGUCGAUCUAUUAACUCAGCCUUACUUAUGCUCUCCAUUGUUGUUUUGUUUUCAUUUCUUGUUAAAGAUUCAAGACUAAGGAAACUGCACCUUCUUUUUGGGGCUCAAACAAAAUUUGUCCAAGAAAGGGUGUGUUCCUUCUGAGAUUGUCUAUAUAAUACAGUACCAGCGUGCAUGGUCAGUCAAUAUCGUUCUGGGACGCACUGCACUCUCUGCGGGGUCUUUACAGCACAUAUAUAAAUACAGAGGAGCGAGUUUACCUUUCUUUUUUCCACUCUGAUUUCUCCAUUUUUUUCCUUUAUGGACAGGUUAGACUUGCUGAAGACUCUGGCAUCGACCCUAUCCAAGCAGCCCUCCUGAUCAAUUUUGUGGCGUUUGGAUCAGUGAUAGUGCGGCCAUUUUUUGGAAAGCUAAUGGACAUGCGCUAUGUAAACCGUCUGACUGCGUUGCAAAUAACACUUCUACUUUUAAGUGUUUUUACAACACUCGUUCCCAUAGCAACUAAUUAUGAAUGGUUAGCAACUUAUGCUUUCCUCUUUGGAUUUCUGGAGGGAUGUUUUGUAAUUUCAUUACCGUUAAUUGUGCAAGACUUGGUAGAAAAGAAACAGCAAGCCUUCGCUCUUGGAUCGCUGUUCUGCUUUCGUUCCAUUCCCAUGACCGCGGGUCCGUCCAUUGCUGGCUGGAUAUAUGACGUAACCCAAAGUUACGACGUAGCGUUCUUCAGCGCAGGUGUGGUCACGGUACUUUCCACGUGUAUGAUGUUCUUGGUUCCGCUGUUCAAAAAUAGAUCGUAUUCCAAACAGAGAGAAACUGUUCAAGUAGUAAGAAACUCUGAGCUUUGUCAUAUGGAAAACAUUGUGGCAAAGGAAACUUGUUUAUGA